Megalobrama amblycephala (Wuchang bream) is the source of this 2913-nucleotide messenger RNA. Its product is annotated as transmembrane protein 47-like. Lineage: Eukaryota; Metazoa; Chordata; Actinopteri; Cypriniformes; Xenocyprididae. The transcript has 3 exons. Gene Ontology annotation, cellular component: cell-cell junction; membrane. Bases 170 to 691 code for a protein of 173 amino acids. The record is from RefSeq and is a predicted model, not a curated record. Gene Ontology annotation, biological process: cell-cell adhesion.
CGCAGAGCUUUUCAACUGCUCGGAAAAGUGACACAAGCACGCAGAGCUCAACUCUUUACAGACCGACAAACUUUCACUGCCGAAGUACGAGCGCUACACCGCUGCUGCCUCUCGGUACUCCCUAUCCCAACGCGAGUGAGCGAGACCCGAGACGGUCUGCUAUGAGAAAAUGUCCGUGAAUGAAGUAUACGUGUUCCGGCCGUUCAAACUGAUCGCUCUUCUCUGCGUGUUUCUCGCACUUUGCCUGGACAUUGUCGCGCUACUGAGCCCCGCGUGGGUGACGGCGGAUGGCUACGCGCUGUCGCUAUGGGAGUCAUGCAGGGAGAUCGAGACCGACUGGAGCUGCAUCUCCACCCUCAAGUCUGACUGGCAGAUAGCGACGCUGAUAUUGUUAUUAGCCGGGGCAUCUGUGACAUUAGUGGCAUUUCUAAUCGCGCUGAUCUCUUUGUGUAAAGGCACACACAGGAAGCACUAUCGUAUGGUUGCAGUGUUCCUCUUCUCAGCAGGAAGAAAACAGAUGUAUCUGAAAGGUCAGAAUUUCCAACUUCUUACUUGGAAGAGUGCUGUGAAUGCCAACUUGACUUCUAACUUGGAAACUUGGAAGACUUUGCCAAGAUGCAGAUGUAUGAUGUCACAUGAACAUGGAACAGCCAGGGAGAUGUGCACAGUUCAAAUAAAAAUGUACUUUUAAGCACAUAAAAUGCAUCAUAAAGUCAACAUUUCCACAUUACUUCAUAAUAAAACCAGUUCAGCUAAGACUGCUGCGUUUUGAUUUGCCUCAUUUCUGCUGUUUAUCUUUCAUGACUGUUCAGCACUUUGUGUCCUUUACUUUAUUCACUCCACCCACACACUAACACACACUCAUUAACUUGCUACAUGCCUAAAUUACUUUCUUACAAAAGUAUAUCUGCUAUACAGUAGCUAAAAUGCACACACACAACUAUGCACAAACCAACUUUCCACCAGUGUUUGUCUCUGUAAAUGAGACUAUAAUGAGCGCAUUCUGUAUGCAUUGGGUGGUGACAUACAUAGAUACUUUAUAAAGCAGUGUGCUAACACUUUACGGUAAGGUUCCAUUUGUUGUUAUCAUGGAGUACCAUGAAAAGAAACUUAUAAAGCAUCUAAUUUAAUGAUAAUUUCAACAACCAUUAUCAUCAAAAGUUGUAUCUGUUAAUAUUAACUAACAUUAACAAAGAUUAAUAAAUGCUGUAGCGAAUAUUUGCUCAUUUAUGCAGCUAAUGGGACCUUAUUGUAAAGUGUUACCGUGUGCUUUUCUGAAUCCGAACGGGUUAGUUUCAGUUAUAUCUGACCCAGACAAACGUAAUGACACUCGUGUAAUUAAAUAUUUAUUGCUAUACUUCCGUCCUAUUUAUAGGCUAUCUGUGAACUCUACUGGUGUGUUGUCAGCAGUGUAGAAAGCACACCUGAUGAAUUGAGCUGAAUCUGGUCAGCCUAACAUCUUUUCACAGAAUUUAUUUUAGUCGGUGGUGUGCAAUAACUGGUGCGUAGUUUCCUCUUUAUCCAUUGUGUAAUCUCCCUUAAGAUGACAUGUGAAGUCAUUUCACAAGGCACUGUUAUUGAAUGAAACAUAUCCCAGAACAUUUUGGUCAGAACAUUUUAGUCACAAACCAUAUCCCUUCCCUUUUUGGAAAAACAGGAUGCGAAUGAAAGCAUGUAUAUUUCUGGAGGAACGGCAUUACACAUAGAGGAAUGUGUCCCAUAACAGUUUCGGCAUUCCAUGCAUUUGGUAGGGGAAGUGAAGUUGGGCUUUAAUAUCCUGUUCUGAAAGAAAAUGUGAGGUAAAUAUUCUCAAAAGCAUGAUAUUGAUCUCUCUGUUCUUUUUCCUGUGGUACUGCGUCAGUGAGUGGGAAUGAUGUCCAUUUAGAUAACUGACAUCCAUGACUGUUCUCAACAGGUCUUUUUUAAUUUCACCCUUGUUAUGACUGGGUUAUGUCCAUGUGAUUUAAACAUUAAUCUAAGUACCAUAGAUUAAUAAGUUUUUUAUUUAAUUUGGGACACUAGAAUAAGUCUUUCCAAUCUUACUCAUUUUUGUUUGCAAUCCAUCUUCCCAACCUAGAAAUGAUUUUACUUUCCCUUAACAGCUUUUCAAAUUAUUUAAUUAUUAUGUGACAGUUAUUCAAUGGUGUGUAUUAAUUACAAUCUCAUUUAUGUACUAGCUGUCUCCAACAAAACGUGAACUUUACAAAUAAAUCCAGCAGCUAGUUCUUCGUUCUGAGUUGUGCUGCCUAUGGACUUAUUAAAAACCUGUGCACCCUGACUCCUGGUAAUAUUAUAGAGCCAGCCAGUUAGACUGGAAGUUGAAUUUAUAUGUGCAGUAUGUAUCAGACAAUCCAUAAAUUAUCUGUGGUGUGAAGUCUUGAGACCAAGUCCUUGAGAAUAGGAUUGUUGCAGUUUUUUGGAUUGGAAUGUUGGAAUGUCCACCCAACCCCUUCAAAGAAUGUAAAUGUAAUUUUUUAUUAGGGUGAUGCUGAAAGAAACAUGAACACCAUGUAUUUUUGUUACAUUACUGUCUCCGUCCUAUAUGCAGUAAUAUGAAGUGAGCCAAUUGCAGAUUGAUUUUCUGAGUUUCUGUGGUUCUUUCAAGACAUUGAUCUGGGGUGCAUUUUCUGUACAACAACAUAGCUCACUGUUUAACCCUUUCACGUGUAAGUUUAAAAUAUUCUAGCUCAGGGGUUCCCAAACACAUUCCUGGAGCCUCCUCAACACUGCAUGUUUUCCACGUGAAUUCCAUUUCAUUUGUGAAAUUUUCUAUAACAUCAUGUAUCAACAUAGUACAAAAUGGUAUUAAAAUUAUGUGUAGAAGUCGAUGCUUUGAGAAAGAAUGUCCAGAAAAAUUAAUUUCAUUGAUGUUGUAACAUUUCGGAGUAACCAAUAUAAAAGGAACAUUUUGGA